AUGCCCCGUACUAACGUGAGUUCCUCGUCUUCCUCGUCGGAUUCUUCCGAUAGCUCUUCCGACAGUUCAUCGUCUUUUUCCCCCGAGCAAUUGUUUAAUUACUCUCGGACAGACAAGAAGCAAAAAAAGAAGGACAAAGAGAAGAAGCCUCGGAAAGAAGGUGUUCGUGAGAUGAAGAAACGGAAGAAAGAAGAGCUAGCGAACAUCUCCCGCGAGAUCUAUGAGAUGUUUGUGAAGCGCACAUUGAUUUCUGGUGGUAUGACAGAAAGUGAAGCUAUGCUCAAAAUAGAGAAGAAGUGGAAGAAGGCUGGGAGUGAAGUGAAAAAGACUUUUGAGCAGUUAGCCUUUAUCGAGUGUUCACUUAUAGGUGACUUGGCUGUGAUGAAAAAAAAGCGAAAAGCCGACACGUCACGUCGUAAAGAAGAGUGGCACCCUUAUCUUCUCUUUUGCAAAAUGAAUCGAGAGUCUUUAAGUACCGAAGGUAUCUCCGGGUCCACUGUGAUGAAGAAAUUGUCCGACACAUGGAAGACUCUUCCUGAGACUGAAAAGGCAAAGUAUUGUGAAAUGGCCAAAGAGAAUAAGAAAAGGGACUUAGAAUUGGAAGGGAAUAAAUCAAAUGUUGUUGGGAAGACGAUUAAUAUCGCAACAAAAAUACCCGGUGGAACUGAUGAUGAAGUUCAAAUAGUACCGCAGAGUGUUAACCAAAGCACUAGUAUAAAACCAAUCGACCGAAUAGAAGAAGUCGGGAUGGAAAAUAAUCCAAUGGAAAUACUGAUGGAUGGGUUUACCAUUGAGAAAGUCCCAGUGCCGUCCAACUUCAUCACUGAGAUAAGUAUCGACGACAAAAAUGGAGAAAAAGCAGCAAAGAAGUCUGUUGUUAAGAAGAUCAAAUAA
Messenger RNA from Entamoeba invadens IP1, 894 nucleotides. RefSeq lists its product as hypothetical. The record is from RefSeq and is a predicted model, not a curated record. The transcript has a single exon. The coding region runs from base 1 to 894 and encodes 297 amino acids. Lineage: Eukaryota; Evosea; Mastigamoebida; Endamoebidae.